AUGUUUCACGCACAUAUUUUUAUUACAUUUUUGUGCAGAUGGUCACCUGUCUGUUUAAUUCUGUUUCUACUUGCUCUUCUUCUUCUUGGUGCAGGCAUUGCUGCAAUGCUUGUCGCCUUGAUUGGUAUCCCCAAAACGACAACAGCAACGACAACGGCAACAGCAACGACAACGACAACAACAACGACAACAACAACGACAACGACAACAACAACGACAACAACAACGACAACGACAACGACAACGACAACGACAGCGACCCCACUGCUCAACAUAACAUCUGACGCUGAUCCUAUCUUCGGUCUCUGUAACACUACAGCUGGUAGCGCCAGUCAGUUCUCAUCCAUAGGUGUAUCAAGCUGCCAGUAUACUUCGGGCGAAGAACCAAUCAAUGCUCUUGAUUACGAUACUUCCACAAAGUACGUUAGUUACGGCAAUGGAGGUACUUCAUCAACAGCUGGCGUUAACACCGGCUUCUACAUUCGACCUCGUCAAUAUCCAUCACUAGUGACUAGUUUUCAAUUUGCAACAGGGAGUGAUCACAACACUCGUGAUCCGUUGACAAUGACAUUGGAAGGAACAAAUGCGACGGGAGGUAAUUUAUGGACAUUGAUAUAUAAUGGAGUAACAGGAUGUGCAACAGAUCCAGGACGAUCUGCUUAUUGUCCAAUUCAGAGCGUUACGAAUACUGUGUAUUAUUUGAAUUAUCGAGUCCUGAUUCUAGCGCAACGUGGCACUGAUAAUAGUGUACAGUACAGUGAAAUGCAUUUGUUUGGAUAUCUGUAA
This is a messenger RNA of Adineta steineri, 786 nucleotides long. NCBI's taxonomy places the organism in Eukaryota, Metazoa, Rotifera, Eurotatoria, Adinetida, Adinetidae. The record is from the annotation of a GenBank genome assembly.